This is a messenger RNA of Scomber japonicus (chub mackerel), 1871 nucleotides long. It is a transcript of the gene asah1b, whose product is annotated as N-acylsphingosine amidohydrolase (acid ceramidase) 1b. Bases 6 to 1229 code for a protein of 407 amino acids. Lineage: Eukaryota; Metazoa; Chordata; Actinopteri; Scombriformes; Scombridae. Gene Ontology annotation, molecular function: N-acylsphingosine amidohydrolase activity; fatty acid amide hydrolase activity. Gene Ontology annotation, cellular component: lysosome. The transcript has 14 exons. The record is from RefSeq and is a predicted model, not a curated record. Gene Ontology annotation, biological process: fatty acid metabolic process.
ACUUCAUGUUAACACUGUCCUGGGAACAUUUUGUCUCAUAUCUUGCGAAAAUGGGUCACUUAAUUUUUCUCAUUGUAGCGGUUUUAUUUUCUGUCACAUCGGCACAGUUUAUCCCUCCGUAUACAGAAGACUGCCGGACAGACAUGUAUCCCCCAAAUGGGCCCACGUUUAAAGGAGCUGUGCGUUGGUACACGGUGGACCUUGACUUACCACCCAGCAAGAGAUGGACGUCUGUGAUUACUGACAAAAAAACAGAUCUGAUCAAUAUGGUCCAGGCCAUCAAAGACUUGGCUAAUUCUUUCGUGCCAAGUGGGAAGCUGGUCGAGAUUGUUGACAUUACACUGCCUUUCAUGGUGGACACGCUCCCGUACCCUUACGGUGAUGAAAUCAGAGGAAUUGCAGCAGAUUCAGGCGUUCAACUUGGUGAAAUCGUCUUGUUUAACAUCUUCUAUGAGAUUUUCACUGUGUGCACCUCGAUUGUUGCAGAAGACACUAAAGGUAACCUCAUUCAUGGCAGAAAUCUGGAUUUUGGAUUAUUUAUGGGCUGGGAUAUCAAAAACAAGUCGUGGAUCAUUAGUGAGAAGCUGAAGCCUCUGGUGGUCAACCUCGACUUCAAGAGAAAUAACCAAACAGUCUUCAAGUCUACAAACUUCGCCGGAUAUGUUGGCAUGCUCACUGGAAUCAAGCCUCACAUAUUCACUCUGACGAUGAAUGAACGCUUCAGCCUCGAUGGAGGAUACAUUGGAAUCCUGGAGUGGAUCCUGGGACAGAGAGAUGGGAUGUGGAUGAGCUUUCUCACUCGCUCCGUCUUAGAAAAUGCAACCAGCUACGAGGAGGCCAAAAACCGCCUGGCUCAGACCAAGCUGCUCGCUCCAGCCUACUUCAUCCUCGGGGGAAACAGCACAGGCCAGGGCUGCAUCAUUACCCGGUCCAGAGAGCUCAGUAUUGACAUCUAUGAGAUCGACCUAAAGCUGGGUCGGUGGUAUGUCCUGGAGACAAACUAUGACCACUGGAAGGAGCCUCUUUUCCUGGAUGAUCGUAGAACUCCUGGCAUGAAGUGUAUGAACAAGACCACACAGAACAACGUCUCUCUGAAAACCCUGUACGACGUGCUCUCCACUAAACCGGUGUUAAACAAGUUGACGACGUACACAACACUGAUGCAAGUGUCCGAGGGCACACUGGAGUCGUAUAUCCGUGACUGCCCAAACCCCUGCAUGCCCUGGUGAACUGAACCCUGAUCAGUUUGUAAAUGCUCAGCUGAUCUGGGGACAAAACUUGAGGCUGCUCUUUGAACUUAUUUGCCCAGCGACUAAUCACCUAAACCAAAGUUUGUCUCAAUCAUGAUGUCAGUGUGACAUUCCUGUUAUGUGUUUCAAGGAUUAAGGAAUACUUUAAAGCUUUAAUCAAAAUACUAAAUCCUACUCUUCGGUUGUGUGGGGAAAUCGGUACAAAAGUGAAUCACUGCUUCUUCUUUUUGUUUUUACUGUAAAUAUGAUUGUUUGAGUCGCAGGAUAAGUCCAUCAGCGGUUCUUAAAAUGGGCUUAGGGACCCCUGAUAUGAAUCCUGAUGUUUCAGUUUAUGCUUAAAUAUUGCUUGAGCACAUUUAUUGAAUUUCUAAAAACAAAUCUGAAGCCAUUCUGUGCCUGCACACUGUGACGCUGUUGGAAAGCUCUGCUGUAGUUUGGUUCUUGUUUCUGUGGCGGUUAGAAGUCAAAAAAAGAACGACCCACUUACAGUUAAUGGCCAUCACCACGACUACUGACUACUUCACAAAACAAUACUAGCAAAGGUACCUCACAGCUGAACGCUUCCUUUUUUUAAUAACUAAACUAAAAAAUUAUGGUUAAUAAAAUGAUUCCCAAAUUUGA